CACAUCUGUUUCCUCAUCAGUAAACUCGAUCAGCUCUCGAAGAUGGACGGGAGGGACUCAUCGGAUGGAACAACGUUGUCGAACACCGACAAUGGUGUUAUCGAAUCGCUGCUGGGGGCUGAAUUUGAGGUGUUCUUAAAUUUCAGAGGGCCUGACACUCGCCUAAGUUUUGCUGACUGCCUCUAUCACUCCAUGGACGGAGCUGGGAUUCGUGUUUUCAGGGACGAGGAAGAGAUCAGAAAAGGCGAUGCAAUCGGAGACGAACUUGAGCGCGUGAUCAAGAGCUCCACAAUCUGUAUACCCAUCUUCUCUAGAAACUAUGCGUCUAGUGCAUGGUGCCUUCGUGAGCUUGCAUACAUGGUGGAAUGCUCGAGAAACAGCAACGGCAAAGCGAUGAUUCUGCCGAUUUUCUUUGAUGUGGAUCCUGACGAUGUCAAGCUUAAAACGGGGUUGUACUACGAUGAUUUGCAGAAGCACGAGCACAAAUUUGGCUGCGAUCUAGUGGAUCAAUGGAAGGAGGCGUUGAGGGAGGUCGCUCAUAUCAAAGGAUGGCAUCUCAAAGACAGAGGCCAAGGUGAAAUCAUUAGAUUACUCGUCACCGAAGUUUUGAUCAAGCUGAAUAAAAGAGACAAAAAUCUGCCUGAUCAUUUAGUCGGAAUUCAAGAUAGUGUUAAAGACGUCUUGCGCCUGUUAGAUGAAGGUUCUCCUGAUGUACAUUAUCUAGUAAUUCACGGUAUGGGAGGCAUCGGUAAGACAACUCUUGCCAAGGUUGUCUUUAAUCAAAUUUCUAGUCGGUUUCAUGGGUGUAGCUUUCUUUCGGAUGUUCGAGAAGCUUCAAAGGGCGGCAAAGUUGUUCAAUUGCAAAAACAAUUAUUGUCAGAAAUUCUCAACUUUAAACCAGUGGAAAUUUCUGACUCCGAUGCAGGGAUUAACCAAAUUAAAAGGAGAUUUCGUGACAAAAAAGUUCUCAUUGUUCUUGAUGACCUAGAUAAGUGGGACCAACUCUCAAAAUUUGCAGAAAAGCGUGAUUGGUUUGGUCUAGGGAGCAGAAUUAUUAUUACAACGAGGGACACCAACUUUUUGCCGAUCGAAGAGCAGAACCGAGAAAAUUAUGUCCAAACGCAUAUCCAAGAAUUUAAAAUCUAUCAAAUGAGAGAAAUGCACCAUGACAGUGCUUUUCAGCUUUUUAGUAAGCAUGCUUUCAGAAGGGAUUCCCCUCUACAUGGCUACUAUGAUAUUUCUCGUGAAAUUAUUCGCAAAGCUGGUGGACUUCCUUUAGCUCUCGAGGUUAUCGGUUCCUCUCUUUAUUGUAAGAGUAAAGGACUUUGGAAAGAUACAUUGAAGAAAUUAGACUUAGCUCCCAAUCAAGAUGUCCUUGACAAAUUAAAGAUUAGUUUUGAAAUGCUAGAGGAUGCGCAAAGAGAAAUCUUUCUUGAUAUUGCAUGUUACUUUAUUGGUGAAGAAAGAACCCAUCCACAUUAUAUGUGGAAAGCGUUGGAUUUUUUCCCAAGAAGUGAUAUCAUUAUCCUUACCCGGAUGUCUUUGAUAAAGAUUGUUGAUGAUAGACUCUUGAUGCAUCACCUGCUCAGAGAUCUUGGAAGAGAAAUUAUUCGACAAGAAGACCCCAAAGUCCCCGAGAAGCGUAGUAGAUUAUGGUGUCCCAAGAUUGCGUUACAUGUGGUGGAGACUAGAAAGGGAACAGAUAACAUUAUAGCACUCAAACUAACUGGACUUUCCAAAGAGCACAACUUUACAAGUGAAGAUUUUUCGAGGCUGCCUAGCUUAAGGUUCUUGGAAUUAGAGGGGGGUAAUUUGGCAGGAGACUUUAAGAAUCUUCUGUUACGUUUAAAAUGGCUUUCUUGGCAUCGUUGCCCUUCAGACUUGCAGGCGGUCAAUCUAUGUUUAUGGAACUUAGUCGUUCUCAAAUUUUCAGACAGUAACAUUCCAGAGGACUGGAAUGGAUGGGGCCCAUGCUUGGCGAAUCGUGACUUGAAAGUUAUACAUCUCACAAGAUGCCAUCUCUCGACAACUCCUGACUUCUCAACGUGCUUGAAUUUGAAGAUACUAGUUGUUAAUGAACAUUGUCCAAAGUCACUACAAAUUGGUAGCUCUAUCCGUAAGCUAGAGCGCUUGAAGCACUUGGAAAUAAUUGCAAGCCAAUUUCAACUGUCAAAGUUGUCUGCAAGCCUCCAUUUUGAUUUGUUCGCAGUGCCUUCUGCAAUAUGCGGUCUAAAGUACCUAUCAAGUCUGAAGCUAGAGGGGCAGUGUAUGCGAGAGCUUCAUCCAUCUAUUGGAGAGAUGGCGGGCUUGACAAGCUUGUCUUUAAGGGGUUGUUAUCGGCUUAGAAAGCUUCCAGACUCCAUUGGAAAAUUGAGAUCAUUGCUUGUAUUGAAUUUGUUCGACACCAGGAUUACAGAGUUACCUGAUUCUAUUGGAGAUCUCAAAAGGCUGGAGAAAAUGAACUUGGGAUUCACACAAAUAAGGGAGCUGCCAAACUCCAUUGGAGGACUACAAUCAUUGCUUGAGUUACAUUUGCAGGGUACAAAAAUUACAGAACUGCCUGCUUCUAUUGGAUAUCUUAAGAGGCUUGAGUGCUUAGUUCUAGCUGAGAGUGAGAUAAGAGAGUUACCGAAGGCCAUAGGAAUGCUGGAGAAUCUUAAAGUGUUGAAAUCUGGCGGUUGUAGCAAUCUUGAGGGGGAAAUCCCAAGCGAAAUUGGGCUAGUAUCCUUUUUGGAGGAGCUAGACUUAUCAGGUAGCAAGGUGAGCAGAGUGCCAACCACCAUUAAUCAACUAUCUUAUCUACGAGAACUUCGUUUGGGAGAUAACCGUAAGCUUGAAAGGUUGCCGGAACUUCCUGCCAGCCUAAAACAUUUAUAUUUCGUAGCGGAGUCUGUGCUUGGCACCCUGGGACAAACUUCAUCGAAGUGGAUGGGGGAGUCAGCAAAAGGGGAGGAGUGGAAUCUAAGUACAGAUAUCACAUGGCCUCCUCAGCUUUGGUCACUUCGCAUAUCUUGUGACGAUCCUCGAUUUCUCACAAGGCUUCCUUUUAGUCUUUGUCGUUUGGAAUUAGGAGAUGUCAAGUCACCACUAGAACAGCCAUUCUUUUCCAACUUGAGAUAUUUGAGAUAUUUGUCUGAGUUAACACUCUUUAGAUGUUGGUUGAGAGAGAUUGAGUUUGAACAGCUAGAGAGUCUCCAGAAUUUAACAGUGGCAGAAUGUGAAUUGCUGGUGAGGCUAUCGGGUCUAUCAAGCUUAGGGAAGCUCAAAGAGCUGACAGUGUGGAAUUGCUCGCAGCUACUCGAGAUUCAAGAUUUGGGAGAAUUGAAAUCACUGAAGGAAUUAUUAAUUAAGAGUUGUAGCUCCAUAGAAAGGUUACCUGAUCUAUCAAAACUAGUUAAGUUGGAGACAUUGCGACUCUUUCACUGUGAAUCAUUGCAAGGUUUGCCUGAUAUACCCAAGACAUGUCAUCCCUAUGUUCAUCGAUGCCCAAUGUUAAGCGAGUCUGUUGACAACUACAAAGCUUGUGAAGAAUGUAGGAAAUCAAACAUGGAUGUGGAUAGCGUGUGAGGAAUUGGAACAAUUGGAAGCAUCAUGCAAAAACUAACAAGUUUGUAAGACGUUCCCUUUAGGGUUUUGUAUUCGAUAGUCCAUUUUGAAUACCUAUCCAAAUGAAAUAGAGGAGCAGUAGUCCUUUAACAACAAGCAGAAAGCUCUUGUGACAGUAUAUUUUCCUUGUUUUUUAACAAAUAGUCCAUUUUAAGGCUGUCUACUCUGUGCUUAAUUUACAUAUAUAAAGAUACUUGUUUACUUUGCAAAUAGAGAGGAAAUGUGCAGAAGACAAUUGUCUGCACUUUGCACGCAUAUGUAAAUUAUUUCAUUGUUCUCUUUCAUGUCUAUAAUAUAUGUUUUGGACACAUGCUCGUUUUUCUAGUGAGAAUAUUCUCCUUGGUUAACAUGCUCAUAUUGUUGAAGUCGUAUGAUUAAUCACCUCUUGACUGCCUUUAUGCAACCAUCCUAAUGUUUUUUCCCUUUUCUAUUCGUAAAUCAAUAGGUCGUCUGAAGAUACAACUUGGCAUCCUGUUUGGAAAGAGGAGUUUGACUCCUUUUCUUCGGAAGGCAAUUACUUGUGGAUAUGGCACAAUUCGUCCUUGGAUGUCUUAGCUCAUAGGUUGAUUCGGCACUUUGACCUGAACAAGUUCAGACCAAAUGAAGUCAAAUGGGUGAAGAUCAGUUUGGCUUAUGAGGAUUAAGUGGCGACCAAUCAAAUUAUAAGGCUGGCAUUUUGGGGUCGAUCAAGUUCUGGUUGAUGCCAUGGUUGGGCUAUCACUUUUGCGUAAUGAUUUUUUUUUGGGAAAAGUGUGAAAAAUCCGAAACCCAUUGUAUUGAUGUCAAUAUAGUCUUAAACUUUUUAAUUAUGCUAA
Molecule: messenger RNA, 4421 nt
Organism: Syzygium oleosum
Lineage: Eukaryota; Viridiplantae; Streptophyta; Magnoliopsida; Myrtales; Myrtaceae
Product: disease resistance protein RPV1-like
Exons: 5
Coding region: 43-3567 (1174 amino acids)
Biological process (GO): defense response; signal transduction
Molecular function (GO): ADP binding
Source: RefSeq, a predicted model, not a curated record